Messenger RNA from Penicillium alfredii, 1752 nucleotides. Its product is annotated as GMC family oxidoreductase. The record is from RefSeq and is a predicted model, not a curated record. NCBI's taxonomy places the organism in Eukaryota, Fungi, Ascomycota, Eurotiomycetes, Eurotiales, Aspergillaceae. Bases 1 to 1752 code for a protein of 583 amino acids. The transcript has a single exon. Gene Ontology annotation, molecular function: oxidoreductase activity, acting on CH-OH group of donors; flavin adenine dinucleotide binding.
AUGUCUCCGCAUGUACAGGCCAACGCCCGCUUUGACUUCAUUGUGGUUGGCGGUGGCACCGCUGGCAACCUUGUGGCUGGCCGACUUGCUGAGAACCCCAAUGUCAAGGUUCUAGUUCUUGAAGCUGGAGUUGGCAACUCCAAGGACAUCGAGGAGAUCAGAACCCCGGCAGAGGCAAUGGACCUCCGGAACAGCCAGUACGACUGGGCCUAUAAGACAACGAUGAUCAAGCGCGACGACUACGAGCGCGUCGAGAAGCCCAACACCCGUGGAAAAGCCCUCGGUGGUAGUUCCUCCCUGAACUAUUUCACCUGGGUCCCCGGAUCCAAGGGUACCUAUGAUAUGUGGGAAGAAUAUGGCGGGAAGGAGUGGACGUGGGAUCCGCUUGUUCCCUAUCUUCGAAAGAGUGCCACUUAUCAUGACGAUGAGAAGGCCUACUCAGCGGAUCUCAAGAAGAUCGGUCAAGGUGGUCCGAUCCCGAUUGCCCACUCUGAACUGAUCCCCGAGAUGCAGCCAUUCCGGGAUCUCCUUACCAAGGCCUGGAAGUCCACUGGCCAGCCGAUCAACGAGAAUGUCUUUGAUGGCAAAAUGGUUGGCCUGACGCACAGUGUCAAUUCGAUUUACAAGGGCCGCCGCUCUGGGAGUUUCCUGUGUGUUACCGACAGGCCAAACAUCACCAUUCUCCCCGAGGUGCAUUCGAAGCGCUUGAUUAUUGACGAUGCCGAUCGCACUUGCAAGGGUGCUACUGUGAUCACGGCCUCGGGGCAGGAACUGAACUUCUUCGCUACCCGUGAAGUGAUCGUGUCGCAGGGGGUUUUUGAAACCCCCAAGCUGUUGAUGCUCAGCGGAAUUGGCCCUGCGCCAGAAUUGUCCAAACACAACAUUCCCGUCAUUGUCGACUCGCGCCACGUAGGUCAGCAUCUUUUGGAUCACCCGGGCGUUCCCUUCGUUCUUCGAGUGAAGGAUGGCUACGGCAUGGACGACUAUGUCUUGCGAAAGGGGAACCCGAAGCAUAACCAAGCCCUGGCGGCUUAUUCCAAGGGUCACGGUGGUCCGAUGGGAUCUGGAUUCCUCGAGAUGGUUGGAUUUCCUCGGAUCGACAAAUACCUGGAGAAAUCGCCCGAGUACCGAGCCGCAAAGGCUUCCAACAAUGGAGCCGACCCCUUUUGUCCGUACGGCCAGCCUCAUUUCGAGCUUGAUUUCGUCUGUUUGUUUGGCAGCGCCUUCCAGUGGCAUUAUCCCACUCCCAGCAAGGGGAGCUAUAUUACUGUGAUGGUCGAUCUGGUUCGCCCAGUCUCUGACCCUGGCGAGGUCACUCUGAACAAUGCAGACCCCCUCCAGCAACCCAACAUCAACUUGAACUACUUCAACAACGAUCUGGAUGUCAUCGCCAUUCGAGAGGGUAUCAGAUACGCCUAUGAUGUCUUGAAGAAUGGGGAUGGGUUCAAGGACAUCAUUUUGGACGAAUAUCCUUGGGUGAUGCCAUUACACGACGACGAGAUGAUGAAACGGACUGUCCUGGACCGCUCGCAGACCUCAUUCCAUCCUUGCGGCACUGCACGCCUGUCGAAGAACAUUCAACAGGGCGUGGUGGAUCCCAAUCUUAAGGUCCAUGGGAUCAAGAAUCUCCGAGUCGUGGAUGCUUCUGUGAUUCCUGUCAUUCCUGACUGUCGAAUCCAGAACUCGGUUUACAUGGUGGCUGAGAAGGGCGCAGAUGCGAUCAAGCGUGCCCAUAAAGAUAUCUAUACUUAG